GAGCGCAGGGCCAUUAACGAGAUUGUCUACUCGGAAAACCCAUCGGCGGGCCACAUCGCCCAAGUCAAGAAUGUCGACACUCUUGUUGCUGAUGGCAUAUAUUUACCAGUCUUUGACUUAGGCAUGUUGUGCUCCAUCUACCGAUACGAGGAUAACAAUGACGGGUAUGACGGAGUCAUCAUCAACUCGAUCGCUGCCAAGCCCCGAAUCGAAAUGAGCGACGACCUCCGGCCGAGUGGGCACAUUGGGGGCAAGUUUUCCGCACCGCUGUCCAAGAGAUGCCCGGUCGCCUCUGUUCCUUCAUUCCCGCCGUUUCUUCUCGAGGACGGUUUCCAUAGCCGCAACAAGUACGUUUGCUUCCUCGGCAACGAAGGCUUGCACCUGCGCGCGUGGCUGCCGACCAACCUGCGAGCUUUCAUCGCCUCGGUAGAGUACUACUACUGGAUUCCAGAGUACGUCAGGGAGUCUGACGAUGCGCAGCUCAUGGGUGUCCUCGACGGAAUUAUCGAGGCUUACGCUGGCGAGGAAGGGCUCAUGGGCACGCAUAGUUCUAUGAUCGCGCUUGAUCUGCAUAAUACUGGCAUUGCCCUCCAGCCAGGCGACCGACUCGUCAUCAUGCCUCUCAUCAGCUGGGAGGAAUACGCCAAGAUAGCCGCGGGGCUCGGCUUGAACACGAUGCUUGAUAGGCCUGUUCUUCUCGACCGAAGGUGGUCUCGAUUUGCGGAACCCUUGGAGACAGUCUCUAACCACGGUGUCGCGGCUCCUUGCACAAAGACAAGGAAACUCAUGGUCAAGGAUAUUUUCCACCGAGGUCAUCUGGCACCGCUGACCCAAGAUCCACGCCAUGCUGAUAGCUUCGUCAAACGCGGUGUUGCAGGUGCUGACGACAGAGGAGUAGCGUGUCCGUGGUUCACUGGGUGA
Messenger RNA from Colletotrichum orchidophilum, 921 nucleotides. RefSeq names its product sulfite reductase flavoprotein alpha-component. The annotation marks the transcript as partial. Lineage: Eukaryota; Fungi; Ascomycota; Sordariomycetes; Glomerellales; Glomerellaceae. Gene Ontology annotation, molecular function: heme binding; metal ion binding. The transcript is spliced from 4 exons. The record is from RefSeq and is a predicted model, not a curated record.